AGAAGAAGGAAAUGAUUGAAAUAUUUAUACGAAUGGCAGUGAUCGGUUUUAUAUCGAGAGGUUCAUGGAUCCCUCUAUAAAUACGUACCUGUUAGAGCCACUUACGCGGGUAGUAAUAACUCUACGUUGUCGUUUCGAACUUAGUUACUCGGCGAACACCGUCCGGGUAGGUUGUAUAUUUUCUAGUAGAAUUGUCGAGAUAUGUGUUUAUCAGUCGCUACUAGCCUGAAAGUGACAAGACUGCAGAAAACCUAACUAUAAGAAGGAAACCACAGAACGUAUUCAAACAGUGUUUCGAAACAGUAUGUUUGUAUUUUGGAUUUAAAGUGGCGCGCGCGCGGCUAAAUCAUUUCUAAGGGUUGGUAAGACUGUUCGGAAAAUUCGGAAAGUGAACAGGUGUUUUUUGAAUGGAUUAGGGAGAAUAGGUGACGAGGACGCAAAAGGAUUUGCGAAUGUUGAAGAAUCAAGGAACAGUGUGACAUUUGUGAAUAACCGAUCAUUUUAAAAAAUGCACUGGGAUUUAUGUUUCCAUUGAACAUAUUACGAAAAAUGAGGUGAGCCCCCAAAACGUAACCUGUUUUUGUUCGGUGUAAUCUUUGCAUCAAGAAGGUAAAGAGGCAGUGGCAAUUAUGACAUGCAUAGAUGACAAGGAUAGUCUGCAAGCAACCUAACAACUCUGUUGUAUAGUCGAGAGAAUCGAAGCGAAGAUUAAAUAUGCCACACCAGUUUGGUUUGCCGACGAUGGCACAUGGAAUGCAAUCUCCUCCUUCACCGACUUCGGUCAUGUCGGUUUACCCCCGAUUUGGAUCCGGUGUCUAUAGACCGGAUCAUCAAGAUCAAAGGUUGACACGCGAAGCAAUGGAACGUUAUUUGCGCGAUAGAAGCGACAUGGUUAUCGUAAUUCUUCAUGCAAAGGUUGCGCAAAAGUCGUACGGCAACGAAAAAAGAUUCUUCUGUCCUCCACCGUGUAUUUAUUUGUUCGGUGAUGGGUGGAGAAUGCGGCAAGAGCAGAUGCUUCGCGAAGGAGAGAGCGAGCAGUCUGCUCAGCUUUGCGCAUUUAUCGGGAUCGGGAAUUCCGAUCAAGACAUGCAACAACUAGAUUUGAACAAUGGUAAACAGUAUUGCGCGGCAAAGACACUUUAUAUUUCGGAUUCGGAUAAGAGGAAGCACUUUAUGCUCUCGGUGAAAAUGUUUUACGGUAGCGGACACGAUAUCGGUGUGUUUCAUAGUAAAAGAAUCAAAGUGAUCUCGAAGCCGUCGAAGAAGAAACAAUCGUUGAAAAACGCCGACUUGUGUAUAGCGAGCGGAACAAAAGUUGCGCUGUUUAAUCGGUUACGAUCUCAAACGGUUAGCACGCGUUAUCUUCACGUGGAAAACGGAAAUUUUCAUGCCAGUUCGACGCAGUGGGGUGCGUUCACCAUACACCUGUUGGACGAUAAUGAGAGCGAAUCGGAAGAGUUUCAGGUUCGAGACGGCUACGUACAUUACGGCAGUACAGUGAAAUUGGUAUGUUCGGUAACAGGAAUGGCUCUUCCACGUUUAGUAAUUCGGAAAGUGGACAAGCAAAUGGCCAGUCUAGAGGCGGACGAUCCAGUUUCGCAACUGCAUAAAUGCGCUUUCUAUAUGAAAGACACGGACCACAUGUACCUCUGUUUAUCUCAAGAACGUAUUAUCCAAUUUCAAGCUACUCCUUGUCCAAAGGAGGCAAAUAAAGAAAUGAUAAACGACGGUGCCUGUUGGACGAUAAUCAGCACCGAUAAGGCAGAGUAUCAAUUCUUCGAAGGCAUGGGCCCGGUUAGAUCGCCGGUAACACCGGUACCGUUGGUCCAUAGCUUGCAUUUGAACGGUGGCGGGGACGUGGCAAUGCUCGAAUUGACGGGAGAUAAUUUUACGCCUAAUCUUCAGGUAUGGUUCGGCGACGUGGAAGCGGAAACUAUGUAUAGAUGUCAGGAAAGUAUGCUUUGCGUGGUACCAGAUAUAUCACAAUUUAGGGGUGAAUGGCUGUGGGUGCGUCAACCGACUCAGGUGCCUGUCUCGUUGGUUCGCAACGAUGGUAUCAUUUACGCGACCGGUCUGACGUUUACCUACACUCCAGAACCUGGUCCUCGGCCUCACUGUCCGCCAGCGGACGAAAUUAUGAGAGCACCACGCGGCAUGCACAAUCAACCGAACAUGCCACCGGCGAUCGCGGACGUACCUUGGAACACCCAUCAACCCCCUCAAUCGGGUCUCUGAUGUUUCCUAGACAAUUACAGUGCGCAUCACCAAAGUUUACGAGUCAGUGAGACGAACGCUGUUGUUUCCGUUCAUUCUUCGAACGAUAUUCCAGUUGUUUCUAUCGAUAACAACGAGCCAAUCGGCGACGAUGUUAACUCAGUGACUACCUACGCAGCGAAAGACCUAUUGCUCCGAGUCGACAGUGCGGCAACAAGUUUAGACAAUACAAAAAGCAGCACGUAGCAACCAUUUCGUUGCAUUGCGUUGCGUUGUGUCGCAUUACGUUGCGUUUUAUUGCGUUACGACGCUACGUUGAAUAUGUACAGUGUACGGUACCGAGAAUCGUUUCCCUAUGUUCAUAAAUACGUAGGUACCUAGCUUUAAGUGUUGAUACAGAAUUACACACAGGGAUUAGAAUUUAUAGCGACCAUAGAAUUAAGAGCUUUUUACGAAUGUGAAUAUAUUUAGCUAUUACUUGGUAAAAGGAAUAUGAUGGGGAGGGGAGAACAAACUCGAAAAUUUGUUCGCUCAUUAAACGACGAAACAAACGACACGCUAUUAAAUCUCUCCGUUGUAUUAGAUUAGCCAUCGAGACUUAACGGCGUAGACCGUACAAUUGCAUAUCGAUCACUGGAAGUGGUUGUACAUUUCUCAUCGAUUACUGCAGAUUCGUUCUUCGAAUGAUCAGAUAUUGUUAUCGAAGGAAUCUAAUAUAUUUGGUUUAAAAUUGACCGAAUUUCUAUCGCAAUUAUCGCAAUACACAUUCUAUGUAAAAACGUAGUUUUCAGAAUGCUCUUGCUGAUACUUUUUACAUUUAUAAAAAUGUAGCAUCAAAUAAUUUUUAAAGGCAUUCAUUUUUAUUUAUCGAGAAAUACGAAUGACUUGCGAAUAUCGGCCAAGAUACCAGCUACGUAUGCGAUGCAUAUAUUCGAACGACUAAUUCAUCUUUUACAAACCAAUUGAAAAUUUCUAUCCAUCCAGUUUCUUUCUUUUAUAUCAUGAAUAUUUCAAAUGUAUUUGAUUUACUGUUUUACAUAGUAUAUGCAUUAAUGCGAAAUUGAACAUUAUAAUCGUAUUUUUCUCGUGAUACGUAAUGUACGUAACGUACAUUUCAGAUGGACUACACGUUAAUUUUGUGAAACUUGAUGCGCAACUUAGAAAUUAUCCUAGAUUUAAUCCAAUUGGAGAAAAUCGUUAGUAUCUUGCCGAAAUUGCAAUUUGCUAUUUCGAUUGAUUUCGUGCGCUAACCGACUAUCGCUGUUUUAUUUUACCGACGAUUAUUUAUUUUCAUAAUUGUUAUAUAAUUUCGUCAAUGAAACCUUUGAUUGCUUUUUUAACGUAGACGUAAAAUAUUGUGCACGCUCCCUAUUAAUCUCACUGAUUAUCGAUAUCUCGAUUUUUCUAACGGAAUUCUUGAUAUCAUCCACAGAGAAGACAAUAUGCUUAUUCGCGCGAAAAUACGAUAUGUAACGGUGCAUUUUAAAUGGAUGACGCAAAAGAAAAAUCUAAAUAUAUACGUUUUUAUGUCUCUCUAUGUUUUACAAUAAAUUGGUCAGAUUU
Molecule: messenger RNA, 3777 nt
Organism: Bombus impatiens (common eastern bumble bee)
Lineage: Eukaryota; Metazoa; Arthropoda; Insecta; Hymenoptera; Apidae
Gene: Su(H)
Product: suppressor of hairless protein
Exons: 2
Coding region: 715-2235 (506 amino acids)
Biological process (GO): regulation of transcription by RNA polymerase II
Cellular component (GO): nucleus
Molecular function (GO): DNA-binding transcription activator activity, RNA polymerase II-specific; RNA polymerase II cis-regulatory region sequence-specific DNA binding
Source: RefSeq, a predicted model, not a curated record